UUGUGCUGUCAGAUUAGCGAACGGAGCAGGAGGCAAAUGGCUAAAGUGGAGCUGACGCCGCUCAGGACGUGGGAAGACUUCUUCCCUGGCUCCGAAAGAUUCGCUAAACCAGAUACGAGAGAUUUAGCCAAAUGGAACAACAGAGUUGUCAGCAACCUGCUUUACUAUCAAACAAAUUAUUUGGCUUUGGCCGUCGUUGUUUUCCUCGUCGUCGGGUUCCUGAACCCUCUGGGGAUGUUCACAGCCAUGGCCGUGGUGUCGGGCGUCUUCCUGGGUUCAGUGUGGGCCGGAGAGAACAGAGCAGUGAUCAACAACUUCAAGAGGCAGAACCCCACAGCGUUUGUGCUCGCUGUCAUGGUCGCCAGCUACAUCUUGAUCUCUAUGCUGGGGAGCGUCAUGGUGUUUAUGUCUGCAAUCACUUUACCUCUGGCUUUGAUACUUGCACAUGCUUCGUUUCGCCUCCGCAACAUGAAGAAUAAACUGGAGAACAAGAUCGAGGGAGCCGGACUGAAGAGGUCACCCAUGGGCAUUUUGUUGGAGGCUCUGGGUCAGCAGGAGGAGAACUUUCAAAAGAUCCAGAGCUUUCUGGAGGGAAAACUGAAGGAGUGACUUGGAAAGGAGCACAUACAUGCACACAUCUUUUGGCCAAAGAUCAUGACUCUUUUUCUGGGUGUAACAACACUCUGUGUCUCUCAGUCUAAACCGCUUAAAGUUUCCUGCAUAUGCAGUGUGUUCACCUUUGUGUGUUUUGAAAAAAGAAAGUUCCUAAUCUGAAGGGCUUUAUCUUUACCUCAGGGUGUCUGUCACUCCACCCAGAACUUGUCAGGGCACUUUUCUCAAACAGCGAUGGGGGCAAGUUGGCGCUACCUCACAUCUCUGCUAUGCAAUGUGUCAGUGUUCCUGUGCAACACAGCUGCAGAGUCUUUCCUAGGUAUGAAAUCUGUGUUUAAUCAGUCUCAGAAACAGCCAUCAGUCCUGCCAGUUUGAGCUCAACUAAAAUUGUGAAAGCAAUGCAAGCGUUGCUUUGUAACAAAGAAUAAAAAGUGCACACUCGACAGACAUCACUGCCAAGCUACUCCACAGGCUGGAUUGUUUCGAGUUUUUGAGUAAUGUUUCCGCACAUAAACAGUUUACUUAAGUGCGCGUUUGAAUGGAACAACCUUAUAUUCAUGCAAAUAAAAAGACAAACGAGACGGCACCACCUUGUCCCGAGCUUUGAAAUACAUGUGACUCCAGACAGCGACGCAGAUCACUGUGUCAAUAUUUAAGAUAAAGACUUCAAAGGAGUGUGAGGUCUUAACCCGUGGCCAUCAGUAUUCCUCCUGCACCCCUCACUGUUUAAUCUCGACAGUGCCCCUUGGGUGAUGGAUGGGCUAACUUUGCUGUCCUUUCCACUUACCCCAGUUCUAAUGAAUGGGCUGCAGCAGAUUGCAGCGUGGAGAGAGCUGAGCGCUGCACGGUGACGGAGCAGACUCAUCUGCAGUCAUUCAUGUCCAAACCCGAGUUAGUCGCUGCGUCAGCCACUUCAGCUGUGUUCUUAUUUUUUCUUUUAUUGGAUUCCAUUUGAAAUUGACUGCAGAUAACAGGAAUCCAUGUGGAACACAGGGCUCUGUCAUUUGGUUUUAAGUGGCGGUGUGUAAGGAUUGGGGGAAACACGAAGAUAAGAUUGUCAUUAAAAAGAGUAAUCACUUCUGGCUGGUGCUGUGGGUCCGUGUUUGCUCUGAAAGUGAUGAAACCCACUUCAGACAACAUCACAUCUCUGCGAGGAAUCCACGGUAUUUUUUAGGUGAACCUUUCUGAUGACCUCUACACACUCAGGUAAUAGUGUUCCAGUGGCUUCCAGUUUAACUUUGACUCAAGCUGCAAGGCUUUCCCCCCUCUGUGCUUCAGCAGUGAUUUAUGUCCUUUCCUGCGUUGCCUCCUCUGCAUCCAUAUUGUGCAACGUGGAGGAGUGAACCGAAGAACUGGUGGCAAUGAACUCAAUUAAAGUCAUGUCUCAGAGGGCACAGUGCGGGCCCUUGUUCUUGCUACCGCAGCUGCUUUAAGGAUCCUACCGACACGUGUGUGCUGCUGCACACCCAACAGGUGUGCUUUUGGUGCUCAACACGUGUAAUCCAGGAGAGGAAGCGCUGUAACACAGGGCAAAACAACACUUAUCCUUUCUUGGCAUUGUUACAUGAAUCGACAGCACUUGACCCACUUGUCACUUUAAAGCAACCAUAAUUGCUUCCAAAGGUAGUCCUCAGUGAGGCAACAGCAGUCAGUGGAUGUGACACAAAAACAAAGCUGUGUACUGUUUUUGGACCAGCUGCUAAGUAACAACACUAUUCUCCUUGUGCAGGCGUUUGAUUUCCAACAUCUGGCUCCUGUUUCAUUUCCACAGCACAAAGGCGUGGGACAAGGAAGCAGUUUAGUGUGAUACAGUACUUCAUGUUGUUGGGUCAGGCUCACUUUGGGUUGAUCCUCAGCCCGCCUGAGGGGCUUUGGCUUUCUGCAGGCCAAGCCGGUUAGCAAGCCCCAUAACUCAAGCGGCCUGUCAUUCAGCAGAUCUGGCUGCUCGGGCCCACACUACAGCUGAUCAUGUGACACAAUGAUGAUGACCCACUGUGACCUUUGUGGUCUGCAGUAUCCUGUUCAACAUCCCCAUACACCCACAGUGCUUUUACUGCCUCCAUGACAGAAGGUCAACUAUAUUAUCCCACGGACAAGACUUGAGUGCAUGCGGCUGCUAAUCCAACUACUACCCUUCAUAACUUGUCAGAGCCAUUACUCCCUGGAUCGACGUUAAAUGUGCUGAUCUCGGGGAAGCCACAGCACAACCUGAUUUAUAGUCACUUUAAUCUGAGCUUGCUGAUCCCUGUGGGAGAGUGUACUUGUGUGUGUGACACCUUUCUGCUCUUGCUUUCAGAAAUGUUUAAGAAUGCUUAAGUUGAGACUCAAUUAUGCUGCCUG
This is a messenger RNA of Chelmon rostratus (copperband butterflyfish), 2952 nucleotides long. It is a transcript of the gene arl6ip5a, whose product is annotated as ADP-ribosylation factor-like 6 interacting protein 5a. NCBI's taxonomy places the organism in Eukaryota, Metazoa, Chordata, Actinopteri, Chaetodontiformes, Chaetodontidae. Gene Ontology annotation, cellular component: membrane. The transcript has 3 exons. The record is from RefSeq and is a predicted model, not a curated record. Gene Ontology annotation, biological process: negative regulation of transport. The coding region runs from base 37 to 609 and encodes 190 amino acids.